Molecule: messenger RNA, 1094 nt
Organism: Aphanomyces astaci
Lineage: Eukaryota; Oomycota; Saprolegniomycetes; Saprolegniales; Verrucalvaceae
Exons: 6
Coding region: 38-988 (316 amino acids)
Biological process (GO): ketone body biosynthetic process; L-leucine catabolic process
Molecular function (GO): hydroxymethylglutaryl-CoA lyase activity
Source: RefSeq, a predicted model, not a curated record
CUGCCCCUGACGUCUCACACUUUUCAACCUGGGUGAAAUGCUGCACCAGCUUGGUCGUCGAGCGUACUCGUCGCGCGUCGCGAGCUACCCCAGCUACGUCAAAAUCGUAGAAGUCGGACCUCGCGAUGGCCUGCAGAACGAGAAAACGUUGGUCUCCACAGCCGACAAAGUGGCGCUUAUCAACUUGCUGUCCGAGGCUGGACUACCUGUCGUAGAGGCCACGUCUUUCGUCUCACCCAAGUGGGUGCCUCAAAUGGGCGACAACGCCGACGUAAUGAAGCAGAUCAAGCGCAAGGAAGGCGUGUUUUACCCCGUGUUGACUCCCAACCUCACGGGAUUCGACGCUGCCAUUAAGGUCAACGCGCACGAAGUUGCCAUCUUUGGCGCCGCGUCCGAGUCGUUCUCGCGCAAGAACAUCAACUGUUCGAUUCAAGAAAGCCUCGAGCGAUUCCACCCUGUGUGUGAAAAGGCGCACUCGUUGGGCGUUCGAGUCCGAGGGUACGUGUCGUGCGUCCUCGGGUGUCCUUACGAAGGCGCCAUCGACCCCGCCGUCGUGGCCAACGUUGCCAAGACGCUGCUAGACAUGGGCUGCUAUGAGAUCUCCCUUGGAGAUACCAUUGGCAUCGGAACCCCAGGGUCUACAUUGAAAAUGCUGCAAGCAACCAAGGACGUGGUGCCCGUGGAGAAGCUGGCGGUGCACUUUCACGAUACAUAUGGCCAAGCGCUGGCAAACAUUCUCGUGGCGCUUCAAGAAGGCGUGAGUGUGGUCGACAGCGCCGUCGCCGGCUUGGGCGGAUGUCCUUAUGCCAAGGGAGCGUCGGGCAACGUGGCGACGGAGGAUGUCGUGUACAUGCUGCACGGUCUUGGCAUCCGGACGGGGGUAGACUUGACCAAGGUCGUUGCUGCCGGGGACUUUAUCUCGUCGGUGCUGGGCAAGGCCACCAACUCGCGCGUGGCGCGUGCAUUGCAAAAGCCCUCCAAGCUUUGAAGGUGGCUCCCACUGACAGGAGGAGCGACCGUGUUGCUGUGGCUGCUGCUGUCAGUGGUCGUUCGCGUAAGCACAUAACAAGAGUGAAAUGUCGUUUUGUAUGGGA